Molecule: messenger RNA, 279 nt
Organism: Dictyostelium purpureum
Lineage: Eukaryota; Evosea; Eumycetozoa; Dictyosteliales; Dictyosteliaceae
Exons: 1
Molecular function (GO): actin binding
Source: RefSeq, a predicted model, not a curated record
GAAUAUUGUAAUGACUUGGUUGAAAAAGAAGGUUUUUCAUCAAUUGGUGUUAUUAAUGAUGAUGGAUGUACAAUAGCACUAUCAAAAGGAUUUGAAAUUACACCAGAAGAAUUCAAUGAUAUUAAAUUUAUUUUGAUAAACGAUAGACCUGAUCAUAAUAAAGGAACUCUUACUGUUGGUCGUGUUACAUAUAACGAUGUUAAAAGAACCUUUAACAAUGAAUACAUUGCAACUGCUGCGGAAACUGGUUGUAUAAUUGCAAAAACUGUAAGUUUUUAA